This is a messenger RNA of Fonsecaea erecta, 1437 nucleotides long. RefSeq lists its product as hypothetical. The record is from RefSeq and is a predicted model, not a curated record. Bases 1 to 1437 code for a protein of 478 amino acids. NCBI's taxonomy places the organism in Eukaryota, Fungi, Ascomycota, Eurotiomycetes, Chaetothyriales, Herpotrichiellaceae. The transcript has 2 exons.
AUGUCGGGAGCCGAAAUCGGUGUCGCUGUUGUUGAGGCGGCAGCAGCCCUGGUCACAGCAUAUAAGGACGCUGGUGCUAUUGUCGAGAACAUCAAAGAGAAACGCAGGGCAAAAGGCGCACUACCCCCGAGCGUGGCACUGGAAGAGGCACUCCGAGAAGGCUAUGAAGAGAUUGAGAAGAUCACAGCAAAGGGCAUACAACGGUUUGGGCAACCCUUCGAGCAGGGAGAUGACAUUGCCUAUCGGGCUCUCCAGAGCCUUACCAUCGAAAUCCAAGCAUCCUUUCUGCACCACCUGAUGCUGGCCAGUAACAAUGACAAUGUCGUCGACUUUGAGACCUGCAUUGAUUCCGCCAUCGAUGCCCGACUACGCGCGGUUUCUAUCCUCAGCGAACUCUAUUUGCGGCAGCAGAAACGUCCCAGUGCGAAGGCAGAAAGUAGAACAGUACUGUGUUCUGCAGAUGAGACGAAGGAGGUCCAUGGAGCUUCUCCGGAACGUGAGAAACACUCGAGCUUGGGCUGCGAACCUGUGCCAUCUCGACCCUUACUAGAUGAGAUGAAGGAGGUCAUUGAGGCACCCUUAGUUCUUGGACGCAAGAAAAGCAGUGGGAUUGUGCAACCUGAGACACCUCCCAGCCCAGGUCAGGCUCCUCGGAAGUCGUCCUGGAACGUCUUCAAGAAGUUGCAUCGAACUCCAUCUGCGGAGAAAGAGAGUACGUCGACACUGUUACAGGCCACCUCCCGACCCCCUUCAUAUGUCACCUCGCCCAUAUCACCGUCAAUCAGGUCAUUGGACAAUCCUCGCAGUCCCCAAGCCAUGACUCCACCUAUCAGCCCGGUUUCAAGCGUUUCGUCCACUGAUGUGCUGGCUGCCGCCGGCCUUUGCAAAGGAGCAUACUACAUCCAGCAAGGAGCCUAUGAAAAGGGAGUGCAGGUCUCAAUGAAGAACAUGGAGUGGACUUGUCAUUGUCGAAAAUGUCCUUUUGCAACACCGGCAGACCGAGACGAGCGUGGCCGAGCCCGCUUCGACGACAACAUCCACUCAACUCGAAACUUGCGUUGGCGAUCUCUUUUGCUUUUCAAAUCUCACAUAUCGUCUAGUCGGCAGAACACGAGGGUAUACAGAUGCCUGAUAUGUGUCCUUCUCGGUGAUUCGACGUCUGUCUACCAAGGAGAACAUCAUCUCUUUGAGCACUUGUUCCACCACCAAGGCGGGGUCCUCAACGGCAUCGAACUCUGGGGUCCAAUCUGUUUGGCCGCAGGCGGAGCCAGCAUGGGAUCCGAAAGGACGUUUGACGUCUGCUUCGCGGUGAACCCGAGAUUUGCACUCCCGAAAGGCGCCUUUGAGAUGGGCGUCGCCACGGAGAUUGUCGAGGCCGACGGGACAGAGAUCCACGGCGAGGAUGUCCUCAAGAAUCAAUGGGUGGAUGACGGGUAG